AGCCGCACCCGCUCGGCGUUGUCGUUAAUUCUGCGCCUUAUCGUGGAUGACAUUAGUGCUGGAGGAAACAUUUCAUUCUCAAACUGCGCUGUUCUCCGUUUUCCGCCAGUGAUAUCCGCCGUCUUCAAGGGCGGUGCUUAUUUCUCUUCAUCUCAGUUGCUGUUUUUGGGUUUAACUUUUGCUUAAGAGAUUGGUAGGCAGUAUCGAAGUACAAAACAGAAGUACCCGAGCAUUGAAUUUGGCCAUACCUGUGAUACCUCUGUAUGGCGCUGGAAGAUCAAGAUUCUUAUGCUUUGAUAAUGCAGAUGUCUGUGUUUUAUUGACACUGCUCUAGUUGGCCAACAACUGGCCAGUGAUUCUUGAAGCAAGGAGUUGUUGUUGGUUGCAAUGUUUUGGCAGCUGUAUUUGGCAUGCUUGUGUCUGUUGGUGAUCCCCAGUUAUUCUGAUGUUUGUGACAAUCCAUUAAUGGAAGGUGCAGAGCUUACGGCCACUUCAGAGCUUCAUGGCAAGGAAGCGAAGUAUGCCAGGCUGAAUGGUGCCCGGGCGUGGACGGCGCGGCUGACCAACAGCAUGCAGGCGCUGACGGUGGACCUGGGCGACACGUUCCGCCUGACGCGGCUGGCCACGCAGGGCUACCCGCGCAGCCGCUGGUUCGUCCGCCACUUCAUGGUCGAUUACUCGAUGGACGGGCGCUGCUUUUCGACCGUACCGCACUGAGGGCGGCGAGCCAGAGGAGUUCAAAGGAAACGAAAACGGCGACGAUAUCGUGGAAAACCGGUUCGAGACUCCGAUUGUGGCACAGUUCGUUCGUCUCCGGCCCACCAGGUGGCAGGACCGCAUGUCGGUGCGACUGGAACUGUAUGGGAUGCGCGUUCUCGGGCAUUACCAUGUCGUUUAACGGUGACGGAUUCGUGGAGAAGAGCCUGGUCCGGAACGAGGUUCACUCCCUCUACGACAGAAUACAAUUCAGGUUCCGCACCUCGGACCCGAACGGCGUGCUGAUGUACAGCCACGGCGCGCAGGGCGACAUGCUGGCCGUCCAGCUGGUGGAGAACAAGCUGCGGCUCAACAUCGACCUCGGCGCGCGCCAGAUGACCACCCUCUCGGUGGGUUCGCUGCUGGACGACCACCUGUGGCAUGACGUGCGCAUCGAGCGCACGGAGCGUAUGGUCAACCUCACCGUGGACCGGGUCGAGGUCGCCCGCGAAGUCAACGGCGUCUUCCGCAAGCUGGACCUCAACGACAAGCUGUACCUGGGCGGCGUGCCGUACAUCCGGAAUGGCAUCGAAGUGGCCAGCAACUUCACCGGCUGCAUCGAGAACCUGUACAUCAACAGCACCAACUUCAUCGGCGAGGUGCGCGACCGCCACCAGGACUACACCAACUACAAGGGCGAGUUCAACUGCCCGGCGGUGCACACCGUGCCUAUCACGUUCCUGGAUCGGUCGGCGUUCAUCAAGGUCACGGGCAACGACGGCCAGAAACAGCUCAACAUCUCGUUCGGCUUCCGCACGUACGAGGAGAACGGCGUCAUGGCGUACCACAAGUUCCUCUCGGCCGGUUCCGUUAAGGUGUUCCUGCAGCAGGGCCGCUUCAAGGUGGAGCUGGCAACGGAAAGGAACGACGCCGUGGUGCUCGACCCGUUCGAGGAGACGUUCAAUGACGGCCGCUGGCACGCGGCCACGGUGGCGCUGGCCGAGAACAGCGCCGUCACCGUCAUCGACGGCUACCCCAUGUACACGCAACGGCUGAUGACCUUCACCACGAGCAUCGAUUACUGGUUCGCCGGUGGCCUAUCCGGAGUGGAUAACCCCGGCUACCUGGGCUGCAUGAGGAGCAUCUCCGCCGGCGGAAACAACCAGAGUCCGCUCAACCUGGGCCCGCAGAACAAAGUGAACGAGCGCUACAUCGUGAUCGACGGCUGCCAGAUGGACGACCGGUGUAACCCGAACCCGUGCGAGCACGGCGGUGUGUGCACGCAGGACUCGCACGAGUUCUUCUGCGACUGCCGCGACACGGGCUAUGCCGGCGCCGUCUGCCACGCCACGACGAACCCGGUGUCGUGCGCGCAGCACUUCCUCAUCAGCCGCUCGGGCCGGCGCGAGCUGAUUAACGUGGACGUGGACGGCUCCGGCCCGCUGGCCGCCUUCCCCGUCACGUGCGUGAAGACCCCCGAGGGCCAGGUGGAGGCGCACCUCCACCACGACGUGCCCGGCGACCAGCUGGUGGACGGCUUCGAGCGACGCGGCAGCUUCGUGCAGGACGUCACGUAUGAUGCCGACAUGCGCCAGGUGGAACGGCUGAUCAACGCCUCGCUCAACUGCAGGCAAGAGCUGUUCUACGCGUGCCGCCGCUCGCGCCUGCUCAACAGCCCGGUGCGCGAGGGCGAGCUGUUCGAGCCGUACUCGUGGUGGGUGUCGCGCAACAACGAGAUCAUGGACUACUGGGGCGGCUCGCAGCCGGGCAGCCGCAAGUGCCAGUGCGGCAUCCUCGACAGCUGCAUCGACCCCACCAAGGACUGCAACUGCGACGCAGGGCUGGCCAGAGAGGCGUCGGACGGUGGUGACCUGAUCUUCAAGGAGCACCUGCCGGUGCGCCAGCUGCGCUUCGGCGACACGGGCUCGCCGGGCGACGAGAAGCGGGGUAUCUUCCGUCUGGGCAGCCUCAUCUGCGAGGGCGACGCCAUCUUCGACAACACGGUGACGUUUCGCCUGGCGGACGCCACCAUUGACCUGCCGCCUUUCGACAUGGGCUACAGCGGCGACAUCUACUUCGAGUUCAAGACCACCAAGGAGUCCGGCACGUUCUUCCACAUCGAGGGGCCCAGCGACUUCAUCAAGGUCUCCAUCACUGGCGGCAACUCGAUCCAGCUGAAGUACCGCGCCGGCAGCGUGUCCCUCAGCGGCUCGGUCGACGUCAGCAGCCGGCUCAACGACGACAGCUGGCACUCGGUGCUGGUGGAGCGCAACCGCAAGCAGGCCCGCCUGCUGGUCGACAAUUCCCUGAAGGAGGACGUCGCCGAGCCGUCCGGGCCCGUCCGCUCCAUGGAGCUGACUUCUCGGCUCGUGGUCGGCGCCACCACGCAGUACCGGAACGGCUUCGUGGGCUGCAUGCGCGCCUUCAUGAUCAACGGCCAGCUGCAGAACCUGAAGUACCUGGCGGAGCGCGGCCUGUACGGCCGGCCGCUGUACGGCGUGUCGGUCGGCUGCCAGGGCAAGUGCGUCAGCGCACCCUGCCUCAACAACGGCACCUGCGUGGAGGGCUACUCCGACUACACGUGCAACUGCCGCUGGACGGCCUUCAAGGGCCCCAUCUGCGCCGAUGAGAUCGGCGUGAGCAUGACGCGCAGCUAUAUGGUCAAGUACGAGCUGGAGGGCAGCUACAAGAGCACCAUCGCCGAGGACAUCCGCGUCGGCUUCACCACGACCAGUCCGUCCGGCUUCCUGGUCGGCCUCGUCUCCAACAUCACCAAGGAGUACAUGACCAUCAUGGUGUCCAACAGCGGGCACAUCCGCGUGGUGUUCGACUUCGGCUUUGAGCGGCGUGACGUCGUUUACCCGGAUAAGAUCUUCAACGAGGGCCAGUUCCACGACGUGCGCGUGCGGCGCCUGAACGGCGGCUCCACCAUCCAGAUCCAGGUGGACAACUACCCGCCGUUCAGCGAGACGUUCUACGUCAACCCUUCGGCGGACGUGCAGUUCGACAACAUCCAGUACCUGUACAUCGGCAGGAACGAGAGCAUGCUGGAGGGCUUCGUCGGCUGCAUCAGCCGCGUCGAGUUUGACGACAUCUACCCGCUCAAGCUCAUGUUCCAGGAGAACCGGCCCUCCAACGUCAUGGGCAGCUCGCCCAAGAUCCACGAGGACUACUGCGGCAUCGAGCCGGUCCGCCACCCGGAGGAGGUGACCGAGACCCGGCCGCCGCCCGAGGUCGACGAGGACAUCGUCAGCUCGCUCUACAACGAGCUGGACGCGGCCGUGCUCGGCGGCGUGCUCGCCGUCGUGUUGAUCGCCAUCAUCGUGAUGGCGAUCCUGAUCGCCCGCUACACGUCCCGCCACAAGGGCGACUAUCUGACGCGCGAGGACUCGGGCGCCGAUGGCGCCGAGGACGCCGACGAGGCCGUCGCCCAGGGACGCACCGGCCACCACGUGGAGAAGAUGAAGGAGUUCUUCAUCUAGGAGGUGCCCGGCGCGCGGCCGGGGAGGCAGCCCGCCGCGGGCGGAUGCUCGUACAUUCCAUCCCACUUCUCAUCUGUUGUGUUUGACGCGCCUGUCUCACCAGUUCGCUUUGCCGUCCAGCUUUACAGCGUCGCGGGCGAGGGCCUCGCCCGUGUCUUGAUCCGCCCGCAGAUAGAUGGCGGCGGGCUGUGAGUCGACCCAUCACCAUCCCCCUUCCCCCCUUGCACAUCUCGCUUCUGCUCAUGUGUUCGUUUACGUUCGUGGAGUGUGACAAGGCUCUGCAUUGACAUCGAAUUAUAUUAGUGACAUCAUCGUGCGGAAGUGCGCGUGGACUGCGCCGUGCCGCGCGCGCACUGCGCGUGGGGGCGCUCCCAGUAUAUCGGCUGCCGCGGCGAAGCUCGACGCCCCAGUCUUGUGGCGUUGGAGAUGCGUUUCGUAGUGCGGUCUGUCAGCCUCGUGGCGCUCUUCGUUGUGUUUUGGAGUUGCGAUCUUUACUGCCUUAGGUGUUCCGUUGUGCUUCACGAGAUGUUUGGGGCAGUAUCUGUGUCGCAGCUGGCCUCGUGGUUAUCACUUGUGAUGACUGGGAGGAGUCUCAACGUCUGCCCAGGUCAUACCCGCUGCUACUCUUUGAUAGCUUCACUGCUCACUUGUUUUUUUGGAAUUGCUGUAUUGCCGUUGUUUGCGAUGGAAGUGGUGAGUGGGCACCACGUUUUCUCCUACUACCCGCUGUGUUGAAUGUGCUGUAUCGGGAUGGGUAGGAUAGAGCGUGAUGCGACACGCGCCAGAAGUGAAUCUCGCCAGAUGCCUCAGCCUAAAAACUAUUGUGUGCGCAGCCCACGCGCUCCGCUCAUGAGCCCGUAGCCAGCGAAGAGGAGCGGUAGAUCUUCCACAGUGUGUUGACCGAGUCGCCUGUAGACGGUAGAUGGUUGUUACCGUUGCACGCCUUGAAGGAGUCACUGCUUAGUCCGUGGAGGAGCCCCGAUAGAGCUGCUCUGGAGCGAAACUGCUCAGCUGCCGAGAGAUCGGCUCACUGUUAACGAAGUCGAUCUACAGUGCAAACAGCGUGACCGGAGGCGCCUGUCUCUCUUACAUGUCCCGCCAAUAAAGUGCAGCUGGAUUCGA
This is a messenger RNA of Pollicipes pollicipes, 5300 nucleotides long. RefSeq names its product neurexin-4-like. Lineage: Eukaryota; Metazoa; Arthropoda; Thecostraca; Pollicipedomorpha; Pollicipedidae. The record is from RefSeq and is a predicted model, not a curated record.